Molecule: messenger RNA, 1521 nt
Organism: Kwoniella shivajii
Lineage: Eukaryota; Fungi; Basidiomycota; Tremellomycetes; Tremellales; Cryptococcaceae
Exons: 5
Coding region: 1-1521 (506 amino acids)
Biological process (GO): transmembrane transport
Molecular function (GO): transmembrane transporter activity
Source: RefSeq, a predicted model, not a curated record
AUGCCAGACGGAUCUAUCCCAGCCCCUCCACUUGGAAGCUAUGUUAUUAACGAUGAUAACCUCACUGUUGGUCACGUGGUUGAUACCCGUAUCGACAUGGUGAAAUAUCAAGCUGAAACUCCACUCUGGAAACGAGUACAUCAGCACUCGCUCACGCAGAUGCUCUUCAUCUCCGUACAGGCUUUCUGCGGCCCCGCUAUAUCCGACGCUAUCGACGGCCUUGGAGCGGGUGGUCUCGCUACUAUACAAACGAACAACAUCAAAUUUGCUCUUUCCUCGGCUGUUGAAACACUCGCUUGUUUGUUUGGAGGUGUUCUCAUCAACAUCAUCGGGGUCAAAUGGUCUCUUGUCAUUGGAGCGGCUUCUUUUCCGCUCCUUGGGGCUUCAUACUAUUGUAACACUCAGUUCAACAAUCAGUGGUUCCUCAUCGCCAGUGCUCCCUUCAAUGGUUUAGGCUUCGCUUUCUGGAAUAUCUCUGAAGGAGCCUACGUCAUGUCUAUCGCUCCCGAGGCCAAACGUGGUAAAUAUCUGGCUUUGUGGAUUGUUUCUCGAAACUUAGGACAAUUGGUUGGCGGUGCGAUCAGUCUUGGUAAGAACGCUGCAAGCGAUAGCGGUGGAGCCAUUAGCGCAUCCACUUAUAUACCGUUCAUCGCCCUUGAGGCUGUCGCUUUACCUUUCGCCUUCGGUAUUAGCGAAAUGAAGGAUGUCGUACGAUCCGAUGGUACCAAGAUACUGAUUCCUCCUAAAUUGUCCCAUUAUCAAGAGAUGAGAUACAUCUUAAGGACCUAUUCAUCCAAGAUCAUCCUGUGCACGAUCAUCUUUAUCGUCUGGUCAUACUUUUACUCUGGUCCUUGGGGAAACUAUCUGGCCCUUUACUUUUCCGUUCGUGCCCGAGCACUCUCAUCCUUAGUCUGUCCCUUUUUCUGUAUCAUCGGUUGUUUCGGGUUGGGUUACGUCACAGAUCUCAAGGGAUAUACACAGCGUCGUCGAGCUCAAUUCGGAUUUUGGUUAAUCAUUGCCCUCAACGCUGCGGUUUACAUCUGGUCUAUCAUAAUGCAAGUCCGAUUUGUACGCAACGAUCCAGGAGCUAUCGACUGGUCCGACAAACGAUUCCCUGGAGCUUGGCUCCCUUACUUCUUCAUUCAAACCACCGGACCUUUGGCGCAGGUUUACACUUACUGGAUACUCUCAUCCUUUGCGACUUCGGGCCAAGAUAAUGUCAGAUUCUCAGCUGCUUUAAAAUGUAUCCAGAGUGCUGGGAACUGUGUUGCAUAUGGAGUAUCAGCAGCCGGAACCACUCCUUUAGUCGGCAUGAUUCUUAACGUGGCACUCAUGGUAGCUUGUAUCCCGGCAAUGUGGUAUAUCACAGGCAAAACGCCAGAUCGAAUCCCAGCCGAUGUUAUCGCUGAAGAAAUGGCAAGGGCUGAAGAGCAAAAAAGACUCGAUGAGUUGUUGGGUCAAAAAGGCGAUAUCCAUGACGUGGAAACACGAGAGGUUCCCGAGCUUCAUACCUUAGCCUAG